Molecule: messenger RNA, 1500 nt
Organism: Brettanomyces bruxellensis
Lineage: Eukaryota; Fungi; Ascomycota; Pichiomycetes; Pichiales; Pichiaceae
Exons: 1
Coding region: 1-1500 (499 amino acids)
Source: RefSeq, a predicted model, not a curated record
AUGUCGAAUACACGGCCACAUAAAGAUGAAUUGGCGUCUAACAAAGGCCGCAAUUUACUUACCGAGUUAGAAAUGCUAGGAGAAAGAAUGCAAGCGAAUUCGGAAUUACAACUACGAUCAUCUAAAGCAUUUCGUACUGGAAACUUCACUUAUGAACCGGUGAAAGAUGAUCGUACAUUAAAUGUGAAAAAAGGCAAUAAUGAACACAAUAAAAACAAUAAUACAUCUGAUGUAUCAAUGGUGAGUGGAAGAAGUAGGCAAACCACAAAGAUAAAGUACACGCCCGAACGGUUGCGACAAAUAUCAUCAGAAAAUAUACGAGUUCCCGACCUCAAGCUUCGGGACAAUGAUUCAUUUAAACCAGUAUUUAAGGAAAAACGUAGCAUGGAGCAUCAUUCGGGAAAACGAUGGUCCUUUGGAUCCCACAGUGCAAAAAAAUGGAUUCCAGCGUCGGAAUUUAAGAGAAAUGAGAAGAAAAGUCAUCAUGAUGAAGAAGAAGAUGAGGAAAUUCCAGAGUGGGCUGAUGAAACUGACUUUACAAUAGAUAAGGAUCUAUCCGUAUACUCGGCAUUCAAUCAAACGGCUUUUAAUAGUAGCCCAAUGCAUAACAGAGAACCCCAAAUCAAGAAGAAUAAGAAGAUUGGUGGGGCCUCAUCUGUUUCAGAUGUUGAUAACUUUUUUUCAUCGGGUGGUGAGCAGAAAAGUACAAAUUCAACAACUAGUCACACACCAUCACAGAAUUCGAAGUUUUCGACAUUGUUCACGGCUAGAAAACAAGCUCAGAAACUGGUACCUGGAGAUGCAGCUCCAAGGUUUCCGCCCGGCCUUGCUUCUUCAGCAGUGAAUAGUGAUUCUUCAGCCUUAAGAAUAAAUCAGCCCGAAAGCGACGCAUAUAUUGCUUCAGCAAGAGAGGAGAUGUACCCCGUGGUAUCCUCACAACAAUUAGCUGGUAAUUCUUCAAAUAUUGAGAACUCGAUCAAAGGACAGGGUAAUCAACAGGGUGUUGCAAUUCGUACUCCGGAUUAUGCAAAAGUUCAACGAAACCAGUCUCAACAACCAUAUAUUCCAAUGCAAAUGCCAACACCAGAUAUUCCACCAGGAUUGAAUGUUGCUUUUCAAAUGCCGCAGCAUAAUAUACAACCACAAAUACAGCAACAAGUACCCCUACAGAUGUCUCAACAAAUACCUCCGAAAUUACCUCCUCCUCCUCCAGAGAUGUUAGAAUUAAUCAGACAGGGAAAAUUGCCGCCGUUAGCAGGCUACCCUAUGGAGCCCCAACAAAAUCAGCAAAAUAUACAUGUUGAACCGCCCAGGUCUGUACAACUACCAUCACCUGAUAGAUUACCACCAGAACUACAGGCCGUUUAUUUUGACAUACAGGCUAAGUUGCUUGAAUGUCAAAGAAGAUCCAUAAUGCCUCCGCCGCAGUUGUUACAGCAGAUGCAGCAGUUUCAGUAUGUUGUUCAGCAACAUUUUACGAUGACGGGAAAUCAUAGUUGA